CCGUGAGCCGUCAUCUCGUCAGCUGACCAGCGCGUAGGCAGCAGGCUGGCAGCGCCAGCAAAGGCAUAACAACAAAGCAUUUAGAUCUGAUGUAUAAUUUUUAAUAAGCAAAUAUGAGCUCUGUACAGUCUUACAAACGCUUCAGUGAUGAGCAGUACAAAAACUGGUUAAAAACCACAGAGAGUCUUUCAAUACUGAGGACUCAUAUGCGGGACUUCAUUGAACAGGAAACCGAAACUUAUCACAGCUCUCUGCGAAAUAAACAGGCUCUCAAAGGAUUGACCUGCGACAAAAAGUGCACUUUUAAGAAGAAUAAGAAUAAACAGGUACCUCUGUGCCCUUUGUGUAAUAAUUGGAAGAAGGAGAUUCACAACAAUCAUGCUAAAAAUGCUAAUAUAUACUGGGAAAACUGCCAACCACCUCUAUGGCCUACAAAUAAAUGGGAAGCUGCUAAAGCAUAUAUGCCACGUGGGCAUGAUAAGCAUGGUACAUUUGAAGAGUUUGAUGUUGCUGCUAUUUUGAACUUAAUGCGUUCCUGCAAACACUUCAGUGGCAUCCCAGAUUCUUGUCUGCAAGGUGUACUAAAGGUACGUAACAGCGCAAUGCACUCACCUGACUUCAAAAUGAGCAGUGCAGACAUGGAAAAAAAUCUUGUCAAGGUCCUGGAGAUGGCCAGGAAGCUUGAAGCAAGAUUCCCAGAACUGAAGAACUUGGAGAAAGACUUGGAGAAAGAUAUAAAACAGUUCAACAACAUUCUGGACAAGAAUUUCAGUCAGGACUCGCAGUGUGAGGUUGAUGGCAAACAAGACGACAUUGAGAACCUGAAAGAGAUCCAGAAAGUUCUGGACCGGGAGCAACAAGCUAUGAAGGAAAAGUUGGAAGGGUUUCUCUUGCACUUUGAGGGGAACAAUGAAGAAAGUGUCAAAGAACAAUCACAGGAUUUUCUGGACUUUCUGGACCAAAACAAAGAUCUUCUGGAGAACUUGGCCCCACAGGUCAACAAACUUAAAGAGAUGCAAGAGAAAGUUGAUCAACACGAGCAUCAGCUCACCGACCUGAACGACAGAGUGGACUAUCUGGAGCAGGUGACAACUGAUCCAGUCUUAUCUGGCAACCCCCUCAGAUUCAAGAAUCAUCUUUAUGAAUUUUGCCGUAAAAACCAUUGGCCAGAGCCAAAGUUUACAGAAGAGCGAAAAGCCGAAGGUUACAAGGGUAUGUUGGAAGUGAAUGGACAAACAUUCGAGGGCAAAAUGGUGUGUAACAGCAUAAAGAAUGCCCAUCAGAAUGUAGCGCACAUUGCUCUUGAAUACCUGGAGUCAGAGGUUGAAACUACAGAACCACAAACAGCAUUAACAUCGACUGAGAUCUCCAGUUCAUCUUCCUCACGGACCCACUUUGGUAAAGUGACUGUGGUUCUCGAUCAAGAAUUUACAUCUGGUGGAUGCUUUUUAAAAGAGGAGGAAGCAGUUGAAUCAGCUUAUGAGGAUUUAUGGAAGCAGUUGCAAGGUGUUAUGGGUCCAGUGAAAGAACAGACAUACAAGUUGGCAAUCCUGGAUUAUUUCAACAAACUUGAUUUCCCAAUACCAACCAUACAAUUUACUCAGAAUGAUGACAACACAACCAUCUGUAAACUCAGACUGAGCGGCUCUUUUACUUUUCAUGACACAGUUGGCUCCAGCAAGAAGAAACAGGCAGAGCAACAAGCAGCUGAAGUUGCUGUGAAACAUCUGUCAAAGAUCCUUAACUGUGGUCCAAUAUCAGACACUGAGAAAAACUUCAAAGGUCUCCUGAAGGAGCGUCUAGAAAACCUGCGUCUCAAAGCUGCUGAGUAUGACACCGAAGAAGGUCCAAGUGGAACCAGACCAGAACCUUCAAGCCUAGUUUGUGCAUCAGUGAAACGGCCUUCAGACCUGGAGUCUGAAAGCAUCUCUACAGCAUCUCCGCUGUCAUCAUGUCCGAGUCAUGAGUCAGUCAGUGGUCCUGUACCUGUAUCACUGGAUCCUCAAGAAUCAUGUUCUUCAUCUUCACAGAGAAAAAAGGCCAAGAUUGAUACUUCAGGGCUCACCUUCUUUGGUAAAGUGACUGUUUUCCUUGAACGAGAAAUUGUAUCGGAUGGAGGAUGUUCAGAAGAGGAAGCAAGUGAAUCAGCUUAUAAAGUUUUAUGGCAACAGUUAUGCAUUAAUGCUUCAAUUGAAGGUAAGACAUACAAGUCCACAAUCCUAGAUUAUUUCAAAGAAAAUGAUUUCCAGAUGCCAGCAGAAGAGUUUAAUCAAAAUGAUGACAACACAACCAUCUGUAAACUCCGACUCACUGGCCCUUUUACCUUUCAUGACAGGGUUGGCUCCAGCAAGAAGAAACAGGCAGAGCAACAGGCAGCUAAAGUUGCUGUGAACCAUCUGUCAAAGAUCCUCAACUGUGAUCCAAUACCAGCCACUGAGAACUUCAAAAGUCUCCUAAAGGAGCGUCUAGAAAACCUGCGUCUCAAAGCUGCUGAGUAUGACACUGAAGAAGGUCCAAGUGGAACCAGACCAGAACCUUCAAACACAUCUAUCAUUCAGGCAACAGUAAAACAGCCUUCAAACCAGGAGGAGUCGCAAAGCAUCUCUACAGCAUCUCAGCUGCCAUCAUGUCAGAGUCAUGAGUCAGUCAGUGGUCCUGUUCUUGUAUCACUGGUUCCUCAAAAUUUAAGUUCUCCAGCUUCACAGAGGAAAAAGGCCAGGAUUGAUACUUCAGAAAUUGAUGCGCUGCUUACUGUAUGGAAUCUGAAAGCGCCACAUGUGAAGGUUGAGAACAUCCAAUAUGAUGAAAAUUUCAAAUGCACCAUGGAAAUCAACUUGGAAAACUUUACUUUCACAAACAAAAUAGGCUACGACUCUAAGAAGGAAGCCAUUCGAAAAACGUACCUGUUAUUCGGCUGUGCAAUGGGAAUUUUUGAACCUGGCACUGCAGAUGAAAAGACAGCCAGUGCUCAAGUGAAGCAGCACUUCUCUCAGAAAUCUCUUCCACUUCCUCAGGAAGAUUUUGAAGGUUCUUCAAAACCAUUCUGUUGCUCAAUAAAGAACAUAAGUUACAAGGUUGUCUAUGAAGAACAAGGAUCUUCAGAGAGCGAAGCCAAGUUACAUGCUCUCCAGAAAGCCCUCAGUUCACUUUCACGUCUAUUUGAUUAUCCUUCACUAACCGGAGCUAAUAGUCUUGAAGAUGUGGAGAAUCAACUGGGCUGCAUGCUGAAAGGGGCAGGUCAGAAAGAUCCAGUGAUCUCGCUGCACGGGCCGCUGGUGAAGACCUCCAUCCAGCUGUGUUUUACCGAUCAUACAGUCAAGUGUACAUGCAAAAACAGCAAAAAAGCAGCUCGUAAUCAUCUCAGUUUACGUAUACUGAGCCUGCUGGGAGAGAAGACAGAUUCAGGGAGUACAUCUGUGAGAAACUGUUUAGAUGAUUGGUUUAAACAGAAGAAUCUACCACAGCCUGCGUUUGAGGACACAGAAGAAGCCCUCGGAGCGAAAGCUACUUUCUCUGUUCAGUUCACCUGCUGUAAUCCAGCUUGGGAAGACAACUGGGACACGGCAAAGAAGAAGCUGGUUGAAGAACUCAAGCAGAGAUUUCAAUUUCUAAACGACUAAAGCACUGAAAAUCAACGUAUUUCAAGAGACACAAAUGUCUUGUAUGUCUUACUGUACUAGUGGUGGGAUUGCAAUUACUGUAUAUGUUUUAAAGCGGUGGGAUUUUUUAAUUUUAAAUUAUGGUAAAACUUUACAAUAAGGUUAAAGUCAUUCAUUAGGAACAGACUGGUUGCUGAGCUUUAGCAACUGUGUCAACUAGCCCUAUUCCCCUCGAUGGAUGAAAUUUUAAAGAAACUCAACUGUACAUUUCUAAAAUGUACGCCAAAGGUAUUUAUCCAUUCCAGUGUCAUCAACAGCACUAUAAUGCAUCAUAUACUGGUGCUGAAAAUUUGUAAUACUAAAAUGCAGCAGGUGCACUGAUCUAAUUUUAGACAACAGUGUUUAGGUAGAAAUUGUGCUAUGUGUAUUUGAUGAGUAAUGAAGCAUAUAAUGCAUUUUGCUUUUUAAAUAUUCAUGUAAAUUCUGAAAUAUGAACUUUGAUCUCCGUUGCUCAUUAACUGUAUGUUGUAAUCAUGGACUGUGCAAUUUUGUUAGUUUACUAAAUAUAUAAAAGUACUAUUAAAUAAAAGUGAUUUAUAUUGCA
Molecule: messenger RNA, 4203 nt
Organism: Paramisgurnus dabryanus
Lineage: Eukaryota; Metazoa; Chordata; Actinopteri; Cypriniformes; Cobitidae
Source: RefSeq, a predicted model, not a curated record